Molecule: messenger RNA, 2112 nt
Organism: Triticum turgidum subsp. durum (durum wheat)
Lineage: Eukaryota; Viridiplantae; Streptophyta; Magnoliopsida; Poales; Poaceae
Source: the annotation of a GenBank genome assembly
AUGGCGGCCACGCCGUGGCUGCUUCUUCUCUGCCUCAGCCUCGCCGCCGGAGGCGUGCUGCACGCUCGUGCCCAGCCGGACAGCAACGGAUUCAUAAGCAUAGACUGCGGACUGCAGGGGGAGGAGGGCUACGUGGACACGGCCACCAAGCUCUCGUACUACCCGGACACCGGCUUCACCGACGGCGCCGGCACCUGCCGCAACAUUUCGGCCGACUACAUAACGCCGUCCUUGUGCAAGUGCUUGUACACCGUCCGCAGCUUCCCAGCCGGCGCGCGGAACUGCUACACGCUCCGCUCCCUCGUGCCCGGGCUCAAGUACCUCAUCCGGGCCAAGUUCAUGUACGGCAACUACGACGCCCUCCGUCGGCCGCCUGUCUUUGACCUCCACAUCGGCGUCAACCACUGGCACACCGUGAACAUCUCAAAGCCGCAUGUGGAAAAGUCUGUGGAGGCCCUCGUUGUGGUGCCAGACGACUUCGUGCAAGUUUGCCUGAUCAACACCGGCGCUGGGACGCCCUUCAUCUCUUCGUUGGAGCUCAGGCCGCUCAAAAAGACGCUCUACCCGCAGGUGACUGUGGCACAGGGGCUCCUGCUCUCUGAGAGGAGCAACUUCGGCCAGAUUGAUGGAAACAACGUCAUCAGGUAUCCCGACGAUACACAUGACAGAAUAUGGACGCCUCUGGUCAGCUCUGGAACAUAUACCGAGGUAUCAACGACGAGCAAGGUCAUACCGGACAGCCUCUUUGAGGUACCGACGACCGUGAUGCAGACGGCGAUGAGGCCACGAAAUGUCUCAAGUGGCAUAUCAUUGUCUUGGGACCCUGAGCCGCAACCCAACAAUCCAUCGCCAGGGUACAUCAUCAUCAUGCACUUCUCUGAACUAGAGUUCCUCCUGUUCAAUGUCACACGUGAGUUCUCAAUCAACCUCGACAACGAGCCAUGGCACCCAGACAAUGUCACGCCGAAAUACCUCUACGGAGCCGCCAUCUACAAUAGCGUCCCCUCCAGAAAGAGCCGCUACGACAUAUCGAUCAUUCCCACCGCCAGAUCAACGCAGCCGCCUAUCAUCAACGCUAUUGAAACAUACACUGUUGUAACCACCACCAAGCUUGGCACCGACUCCCUGGAUGUGUCUGCGAUCAUGGCAAUCAAGGUGAAGUAUCAGGUGCAUAAAAACUGGUUUGGUGACCCGUGCGGUCCGGAGACUGUUAUGGUGUGGGACAGGUUGACAUGUAGCUACGCCACUGCAAGGCCCCCAAGGAUUAUACGCUUAGACUUGUCCUUGAGAGGUCUGAACGGUGAUAUCUCAUCUUCUUUCACCAAUCUCAAAGCUAUCCAGUACUUGAAUCUAUCAAACAAUAACUUGGUAGGAUCAAUUCCAGAUGCCCUUUCGCAGUUAACUUCAUUGACAGUUCUAGAUUUGUCACACAACCAGCUCAAUGGAGCAAUCCCAUCUAGACUUCUCAAAAGAGUUGAAGACGGCUCACUGAAUCUAAGAUAUGGCAACAAUCGAGACCUUUGCGCCAAUGACAAUUCAUGUCGGUUGGCAACUAAACGAAAGAGCAAUCUGGCCAUCUACAUUGCCGUCCCUGUGGUUGUGUCCAUGAUAGUGGUGAUAGUAGUGGUAGUACUCCUGUGCUCGCUAAGAUGGAAGAGACAAGGAUCAAUGAAUAACUCCGUGGAGCCACAAAAUGAAGCCACGACGAGCUAUGUGUCGGGAAACAAUGCUCAUAGGGACAGUUUUUCACUGCAUCAACUUGAGAGUCGCCGGUUCACAUACGAAGAGCUCAAGAUGAUAACAAACAACUUCCAACGAGUACUUGGCCAGGGAGGGUUCGGGUACGUCUAUGAUGGUUUUCUGGAGGAUGGCACUCAGGUGGCGGUAAAGUUACGGUCUCAUUCUUCCAGUCAAGGUUUCAAGGAGUUCCUUGCAGAGGCUCAUAUUUUAACACGGAUUCAUCACAAAAAUCUUGUCACCAUGACUGGUUACUGCAAGGAUGGGGAGUACAUGGCACUCGUCUACGAGUAUAUGUCAGAGGGAACCCUGCAUGAGCAUCUUGAAGGAAGCAAACACAAUGGAGGAUGUUUAUCGUGGAGACAAAGACUCUGA